Messenger RNA from Exaiptasia diaphana, 2555 nucleotides. RefSeq lists its product as uncharacterized. The record is from RefSeq and is a predicted model, not a curated record. The transcript has a single exon. Lineage: Eukaryota; Metazoa; Cnidaria; Anthozoa; Actiniaria; Aiptasiidae. The annotation marks the transcript as partial. Gene Ontology annotation, cellular component: membrane.
AUAGGAUCGUUACGUGUGAUGGUAUAUGACUCCAAGCUGCAAUAUAACAUUGGAAGUCUGGAAAUCAAAGAUGACACAUCGUCGUCGCAUGAAACCAAUAUUUGUUUAAAUGACACUGUUUACAGCCAUGAAAAAUACGUUGCCAUCAUCUCAGGUACACCUUUUUUUCGCUACGCAGUCUCAAUCCAGUUCGCAAGCCACCAUCUAAGCCUGAAUAAAARUUUUUUUUUCGUCGGACCAAGACUUUUCUUUUUCUCUACAUUAAAAGCCAAUCCAGACGCACAACUCGACGUGACAGUGAAAUCAAAGGAAGAUAGUCAGGCCGURCUAAGGGUUUCCACUUUUUUUGACCAAGUAGAGAAACUUGGAGUCAUUAACAAAGAAAAACCAGCAAUAUCAUUUUUUUUUUCCAAGCARGGRAGAAUAACAAUUUCCAAAGUAUCUCAGCCACGCCUCARUGUUUUUUUUCCUCUGUUUAUUGGCGUACUUGGACUAMAWGAURAUUUUAUUAACAAGAGUUUUUUUUUUGAAAUCACGAACUCUUUCGACUACAAYUACACUGCACCUCUUUGCUUCAUAGUUUUUUUUCCAUUGGCUGGUGGAAUACUAGUAGCCCUGUKGGCCCUUUACUGCUUUAGAGAUUUUUUUGACCUAGGGCGUGGYACAUYGGAGUCCACUUCUCUGGAUACAUCGGCUGGUUCGUCGACUAUAAGUAAAGCAAGUUCUAUCGCAUGUUGGUCAGGACGCRAACCAAAUGAACUUUUUUUUCUUAUAAGACAGCCUCAUAUAUCACUAUCAUGUACUACCAAGGAGAUAUUAUGUUUUUUUUUGAAGGUCGUCAAAUAUCACUGGACUGGACACGGGUCAAGAGAUUUCUCAUAUUUUUUUUGUGUWGUCGGUUUUGUACUYUUUGUUGGCGCUUUUCAAUACGUCUACGAAAGUUUUUUUAUCAUGGUGGARGAAGGCGAUAGAGAUAGGUGCUUUUACGAYGAUCUKUGCUAUUUUUUUAGUCCUUACAGUGACAUCCCUUUUAAUUUGAUGAUCAGUAACAUGGCCUAUAUUUUUUUUGGAGUAAUUCUUGCKAUAGCAGUUUGGGUAAUGGAGGCUGAGCUUUAUGUCCAUUUUUUUAAGAAGGCAUGCCUUGAUCGUGGAAGAAACGACGAUCCCCGUGAAACGAGUGCUUUUUUUGAGGCACUGCCGAARCAUGUACUAGAGUGCACUAGCAUUGGUCAUCACCUUCCGGAGCUCAAGGUGCCACCAUUUAACUCUGAACAUCGCUUGAUUGAACUKUAUGCUAAAGCUUUUUUUAGAAAGUACAGUUUCGCWGUCGGUUAUGCCUUCGCUUGGGCCCUCAUUUUUGAAGGAUUGUUUUCACUUACAUAUCAUCUUUGUCCCUCUCGAUUGAGCUUUCAGUUUGACACUUUUUUUAUGUUUGUUAUUGCUGGACUAAUCGUCGUGUCGCUUUUUAAUGGCCUGGCUGUUUUUUUUUGUGAUGAACAUGAUCUACCCAAACCUAUAAAAGACACUACCUUUUACUUGUUUAUAAUCGUACCUCUUUACAUCUUGAACUAUCUUGGAUCUGUAUUCAUCACUAAAGACCGUUUUUUUAGAGCUGUGAACGCUAUUUUCCUGGUUUUAAUAGUUUGCUGGUAUUUAGGAAUGUUUAGCUUGUCAGGAUUCAAGCUCUUUUACUUUAAUAUCAGACAUGGAUUUCACAAUUGUGCAAGUAAGGUUAAACUUUUGUUGUUUUGCCUCACCGUGAUCAUCACCUGCAUUGUUUUUUUUUUUCURUUCAGCAMCGACUUCUCAAACCUGUUCCUUUUUUCAUGCAUUGCCGUGGCUUUUUUUAGUACCAUUGGMAAGAUUAUCCUCAACUCGUUCAAAACCCCACCRGUAUGCUAUUUUUUUUGUAAGAAAGCUCUCUUCAAAGCMGUACAGAUGGCAUAUGUUUUAGCAGCGUUUUUUUUUAUGAUYAUYGCUGUGUACAUCUUCGAUGGAAUACCAACAUCAGAUAAAACUGAUUUUUUUCAAAACUCACGCAACCUCAAYAAAGAGUGCGCGUUUUUGAAGUUCUACGACUACCACGAUAUUUGGCAUAUAAUGUCAUCCUUUGCCCUACUUAUGGGAGCUUUUCUUGUUAUUUUUUUUAGUGAAUAACUUAUGUAUGAACUUGACAGGACCUUAUUUCGUUAUGACGUCAUAUGUUUAUGACGUCAUAGUAUGUUAACAUCAGGGAAAGAUAAUAAAAACAGAGAAAUUUGUUUUUUUUUAUAUUCUCUCCAAAAGUAGAACUUCAAUGUAUCGUAUUUUGAUAUAUGUCAUUUUUUUUUAUGUACAUUUUUUAUUUUAUAUGCAGUCCUAUGAUCCCCUAUAGCGACCAUAAUCCUUAGCGUUAAAACAAUAGAAUGUUUAGAUGUGACGUCAAAAUGAAAUAAGGCAAUUUUUUUUUGUAGUUAGAUGCAUGCAUAGACCAAAGUGAUUUGUAGGGGUUAGGGAUUAGGUUUUUUUUCCCAAGAGGACUUUAAAGAUUGUUUGUGUAGUUAGAUGAACUUCUA